Molecule: messenger RNA, 2235 nt
Organism: Leptopilina heterotoma
Lineage: Eukaryota; Metazoa; Arthropoda; Insecta; Hymenoptera; Figitidae
Gene: Nup75
Product: nuclear pore complex protein Nup85
Exons: 9
Coding region: 152-2071 (639 amino acids)
Biological process (GO): protein import into nucleus; positive regulation of DNA-templated transcription; mRNA export from nucleus
Cellular component (GO): nuclear pore outer ring
Molecular function (GO): structural constituent of nuclear pore
Source: RefSeq, a predicted model, not a curated record
AUUAAAAGGUUAUGAAGUAGAGUAUAGCCGGGUUUGUUUAUAGUUGAGGUUGAGAAUAGUAGAGAAUAGAAUAGUUGGUAUAGAAAAACAUAAUUAAUAGGAUACUUGAACUGUAUUGAUUAAUAAAUUUUCAUUCGAAAUUGUGCCAAUAAUGGAUGAAGGAAAUACUGCUCAAAUAAUCGGAAUACCAGAUGAUGUGUGUAGACGAUCAGGAUGUGCAGCAGCUUGGGUGGGACCAACUAGAGUUGGAGUUUAUGCUUAUAAACAUGUAAAUGUACAUUCUGAAGAUAAUGUGAGUAAUUUCGCUCCCUGCAAAACAAAAGUUCAUUUUCUAACACCAGAAGUAAUAUUAUUUACUCCUGUUUUACGAAGUCUUGUAAACGAAAGCAAUGGUGUUUUCUUAUCGCUGCAGAAAAUUCAAUUUUCUGAUUCUGGGGACUGCAAAACUGAAUUGUUAAAGCAUAGUAAAAGAUACCGCUCUAUAUUGAGAGCAUGUGUUGAAAACUUACAAGACCUAAGAGAAAAAUCACUUCCAGAAGAGAGAUCUUUGUAUGAAAAUUUUUUGACCAUCUUCUAUCAGAUUGAAUGUAUAUGGCAUUUAACAGAAAUAUUACACGUUGAUGUUAUACCAGGAGACGUAGUUCUUUCGAGGCUACUGGAGUGGGUGAGAUUUCAUUUUCCAUCUCGCGAACUCAGAGCAAUAAAAAUUCUUUCUGAAAAGUCCACUAAAGCUGAUCUAGAAAAUAGUAAUUACUGGGAAGUAGUGAUGGGUUGUGCAUUACAUGGAAAGUUGGAUGUUGUUAGAGACCUUCUCGCACUGCAUAGUAAAAGAGAUCACCCAGCAUUUAUAACAGCAGAGAACAUUCUUAGGACAAUGACAAUAUAUAAUAUUUAUGGUGGAUAUUCUGUUGGUGAAUUUUCUAUUCGAUGGAAAAACUGGCAGAUGGAUUUGUCAUCAAACAUUGAAAACAAAGUCUUUUCUGUUGAACCAAAUUUAGAAGCUCUAAUGAAGUUAGUUGUGGGCAGUGAAUUGUGGGAAUUUUCUGAAUACACGGAUGCUUGGUAUGAACUGCUUGCCGCAAAACUGUUUUAUUCAGUUCCCUGUUGCAAACAACAAGAAUUGGCACGUUACGCAAACGAUAUUGCUGUCAAGUGGCAAGCCAGUACACAUUUAGAUAAUGUGAUUCUCGCUUUAAUGGAAGGAGAUUUACAUCAGGUAAUUGGGGGAAUUCAGUACAUGAAUGACAAUGGUUGGUUUGCAGCUCAUUUAACUGAUUUGCUAUUUCGCUGCGGGCGUUUAAAAAUCCUUGACAAAAAUCAAAAAAACGUUACCUCUCAACUGCACGAAUCCUUAAUUUUAGAAUAUGGAAGUCUUCUAAUGGGGCAUUAUUCUUUAUGGCAAUGUGGAGUCAGUUAUCUAGAACAUUGUCCCCUUCAAGGUUUAUCUCGAUUAGAAAUUCUAUUGCAAUCUAUUCCUCUUGGAAACGAGACAAAAAUUAACAAAAUCAUUGAAUUGGCACGAGAUCAUAAAAUGCAUUCAGUAGUUACCAGUAUUUGCAAAAGCCAAGGAAUGAAGUGUAUUCGUCGAGAAAGGUAUGGCAAUGCUUUGGCGUGGGCUUUAAAAGCCCAAGACGGCCCGUUUGCAACGUAUAUUGCUGACAAAUUUUUAAAACAUUACGCAGAACAUGGUGAAAUACAGUGUCAAGAUGUCCUUGAAAAUUUAGGCAGUUGUAUGCUCGUUAGUGACAGACUUACAUUUUUAGGAAAGUAUUGCGAAUUCCAUCAAACGUACUCUAUAGGCGAAUUUAAGGAAGCAACAGGUUUAUUAAUAUCACUUCUUGCCUCAAAUUUAACUCCGAAAUAUUUUUGGUCAACUCUUCUGACGGAUGCUAUCCCUCUUCUAGAGGCUGAAGAUGUCAUUUUUUCAUCUGACGACAGUUUUGAAUUACUUCGAUGCGUAGAAGUGUAUGCUGAUGAUCAAAAAUUCCACAAUAAAAUUGAAAUAUUUCGCUUAGCAGUGGCUCGCAAUUUAUCUCGAGCCUUAAAUUUAGAAGGUUGCCUGGCGGAUUAAUAAAUUUAAAAAUCAUUUCUGUGUAGAAUUUCAUGAUGAUAAUUUAUAAUUCAAUAAGAUAUUGUCUACCAAGUGCUUUUAAAAUUUAUUUUCACAAGUUGCACACAAAACUGUAACUAUUUUGUAUACUAUAUUAUAACUUCAUUAAAAUUAAUUUUACUAUG